UAAAAGGGGUUGCCGUUCGGGUCUGGAGCAUCAGUAUUCGUGCGUUACUCAAAGUGUUUUGAUCUCGAAGUGAUUCAAUAGAAAAGGAAGUUUUCAUCAGAGGAAAGUAAAAUGGCCCGUACAAAACAAACCGCUCGUAAAUCUACCGGAGGAAAGGCUCCGCGUAAACAGCUGGCCACCAAGGCCGCCCGUAAAAGUGCCCCAUCUACCGGUGGAGUCAAGAAGCCCCAUCGUUACCGGCCGGGAACAGUGGCCCUGCGAGAAAUCCGUCGCUACCAGAAGUCCACCGAGUUGCUCAUCCGCAAGCUGCCGUUCCAGCGUUUGGUCCGUGAAAUUGCGCAGGACUUCAAGACGGAUCUGCGCUUCCAAAGUGCUGCCGUGGCCGCCCUGCAGGAAGCCAGUGAGGCCUAUCUGGUGGGAUUGUUCGAGGAUACCAAUCUGUGUGCGAUCCACGCCAAGCGCGUCACCAUCAUGCCCAAGGACAUCCAGCUGGCCAGACGCAUCCGUGGAGAGCGUGCCUAAGGAGGAUGCAUAAGUUCCGGGAGAAGUGCGGAGGAUUGAAGUUGUGUUUUACCAUAUAUGUACAGUUGAACGGAAUCAAGUUGCAAACCAAAUCGGUUUUUCUCAGGACCAGCCAUUUGAGAUCACGAAAGGACUUCAAUUUCGCAAAUUUCAAUUUGGAAGAGAAGCGUCCCUUUUUGGAGGGCUGAAAAGAAAAACGGUUAGGCGCGUCCCCCAUUUUACAUUACAUUACAAAUUAGAAAUAUAAGUGUAUGUGUGUGCGUGUGUGAAAAGGUGUAGAAAAGAAACUGCAAAUGCAACGACGGCACAAAUAGAGCGUCGCGUUGGUUUCGGUAGUGCUCUUAACCGAUGAUGUACGAGGACCAGAGAGUACGGGUACAUAAUAUAAACAAAAAGUGACUAGAAA
Messenger RNA from Aedes aegypti (yellow fever mosquito), 928 nucleotides. Its product is annotated as histone H3.3. NCBI's taxonomy places the organism in Eukaryota, Metazoa, Arthropoda, Insecta, Diptera, Culicidae. The coding region runs from base 112 to 522 and encodes 136 amino acids. Gene Ontology annotation, cellular component: nucleosome. Gene Ontology annotation, molecular function: protein heterodimerization activity; DNA binding; structural constituent of chromatin. The transcript has a single exon. The record is from RefSeq and is a predicted model, not a curated record.